AUGUUGCACAAUCCCAUCAAGAUACAGCAAAAUACAGAAGCUCAUGAGUCAAUGGUAGAGUCACCUAAUGAUCUUUGGGAGAGAGAAAUUGUAGCAGUGCCUACAGGCAAAUUUUGGCAAGAUUUUUUAACAGCUUCUUCAGAAAACUUGCGACAACUCCACCGACCACGACACACAUCACAAUAUUACGUCCGAAACAACUUGCAAGCGUUAACUAACACCAUGAAGCCUUUUCAGUUCCCAGGAGCACACACUAUGCAACAAUCGCAAGCAGGACAAAGAGAUAGACCUUUACGUCUGAAAUAG
Messenger RNA from Lodderomyces margitis, 306 nucleotides. RefSeq lists its product as uncharacterized. The transcript is spliced from 2 exons. Bases 1 to 306 code for a protein of 101 amino acids. NCBI's taxonomy places the organism in Eukaryota, Fungi, Ascomycota, Pichiomycetes, Serinales, Debaryomycetaceae. The record is from RefSeq and is a predicted model, not a curated record.